AUGUUGAUGAAGACUACCUUGGCCGCCCUUUUGGGUUUGGCCGUGGCUGCCGAGGCGGCUUCUGUUAGCCAGAUCCGGUCGCCCAUUGCUUUCGAGAGACGACAGAACAACAAUAAUGGCAAGAACAACAAUAAUGCCAAGAACAACAAUAACAACAACAACCAGAACAAUAACAACGCCAAUGCGGUCACCACCUUGGACCCGGCUGUCAUUCAGACCGGUUCGCAGUCCACGGGUCAGAGUGGUGCCGUUGCCGCCGAUGGCCAGGCCAACUCGGCUACCGACAAUGCCAACUUCAUCAACUUCUGCAAGGGCCAGACUCUGACCAACGGACUGCAACAAAAGCAGGGCUCUUGCAACGGCAUCGUCAUGGGCAAAAUCCCGGCCAACACAAAGAUGGUCUCGACCGUCAUCACGAACCCCAAGAACAACGAUGUCGUUCAGGAGAACCAGACUUUCAACAUCAACCUCCAGAUUGCCAACUUGGCUGCCGGCUCCUUCACCAACGCCACCAGCACAUACUAUUCGGCCCCUCAAGACUUGAACGGAGCAGGUCUUAUCAUCGGCCAUACCCACGUGACAGUCCAGGACACAGGAGCCUCGCUGAACCCCACGACACCGCUCGAUGCUCAGCAGUUUGUGUUCUUCAAGGGAAUCAACGACGCCGGCGAUGGCAAGGGUGGCCUCAGCGCCGUGGUCACUGGUGGACUCCCUGCCGGCAACUACCGUGUCUGCACCAUGUCCAGCGCGUCCAACCACCAGCCUGUAUUGAUGCCCGUUGCCCAAAGAGGGUCUCAAGAGGACUGCCGCUUCUUCACUGUUAGCGCCAACGCUGGAAACGGCAAUGCCAACAACAACGCCGGUAAUGCCAACAACAAUGCCGGUAAUGCCAACAACAACGCUGGAAACGCCAACAACACCGGGAACGCCAACAACGCCGGUAACGCCAACAACAACGCCAAUGCUGGAAAGGCGAACAACAACGCCAACGCGGGCAAGGCUAACAACAAUGCUAACGCGGGCAAGGCUAACAACAACGCGGGCAAGGCUAACAACAACGCUGGAAAGGGCAACAAUGCUGCAGCUACUACAACGGCUGCCGCAGCUGGGAAGGCUACCGCCACUGCGGCAGCUAACGCCGGCGCGGGAAAGGCUAACGCUGGCGCGGGAAAGGCUAACGCCGGCGCGGGCAAGGCCACGGCUGGUGGCGCAAUUGCCGGCAUCGCGGCCCCGGCGGUGACGGACACUGGCAAUGCCGAUCGCAAGUUCGCUGUAAACGGUGACACCUUUGUCAACAAGGCGGCGGCCGUACAGCGGGCCUGCGCCAUCCAGAACAAUGCCUGCGCCGACGCCGUCAACUCGGGCAAGGCACAAGGGUCAAGCGUCUCCGACUGCAACGCACAGGAGCAGGCGUGCCGGACAGCUGGUGGAGCGUAA
Lasiosphaeria miniovina is the source of this 1437-nucleotide messenger RNA. RefSeq lists its product as uncharacterized. NCBI's taxonomy places the organism in Eukaryota, Fungi, Ascomycota, Sordariomycetes, Sordariales, Lasiosphaeriaceae. Bases 1 to 1437 code for a protein of 478 amino acids. The record is from RefSeq and is a predicted model, not a curated record. The transcript is spliced from 3 exons.